AUGGCCACUAUAGUUGCUGUUUGCAGUGGUCUGGGGAGGAAUAAGUUGACACACCUCGUAAUGGCUGCUGUUAGCCUUACACAUCCCAGGACUCACGUGGUGCUAUGGAGAAGAGGUUGUUCACAAUAUAAACAGAUAUCCACCAAUGAGGACCUGUCCAUUCCAAUGGAAAAUUCUUAUAAAGAAGCCCUUAAGAAAUGUAUCUUGUGUGGAAAGCAUGUAGAUUUUAAGAAUGUACAGCUUUUGUCCCAGUUUAUUUCUCCAUUUAUUGGAUGCAUUUGUGGAAGGCACAAAACAGGUCUUUGUGGGAAGAAACAGAAAGAAAUCACAAAAGCAAUUAAGAGACCUCAAAUAAUAGGGCUUAUGCCAGUUACAUACAAGGAUGCUGCAUACCUCAAGGACCCUAAAGUUUGUAACAUCAGAUAUCAGGAGUAA
This is a messenger RNA of Cercocebus atys (sooty mangabey), 435 nucleotides long. Its product is annotated as 28S ribosomal protein S18c, mitochondrial-like. Gene Ontology annotation, cellular component: ribosome; mitochondrial small ribosomal subunit. The transcript has a single exon. Gene Ontology annotation, molecular function: structural constituent of ribosome; small ribosomal subunit rRNA binding. The record is from RefSeq and is a predicted model, not a curated record. NCBI's taxonomy places the organism in Eukaryota, Metazoa, Chordata, Mammalia, Primates, Cercopithecidae. Gene Ontology annotation, biological process: mitochondrial translation. The coding region runs from base 1 to 435 and encodes 144 amino acids.